Molecule: messenger RNA, 627 nt
Organism: Callorhinchus milii (elephant shark)
Lineage: Eukaryota; Metazoa; Chordata; Chondrichthyes; Chimaeriformes; Callorhinchidae
Gene: txnl4a
Product: thioredoxin-like 4A
Biological process (GO): mRNA splicing, via spliceosome
Cellular component (GO): spliceosomal complex; U4/U6 x U5 tri-snRNP complex; U5 snRNP
Source: RefSeq, marked provisional
AUGGUGACGGGGCCUGGUCCUGGUCCCGGCCUGUGUGUGUCUCUCUCUCGGUCCCCGGGCUCAAGGCCUUUUUACAGUCCAUUGUCAGGAUGUCGUAUAUGUUACCGCAUCUCCACAAUGGCUGGCAAGUGGAUCAGGCCAUUCUGUCAGAAGAGGAUCGCGUUGUAGUCAUUCGAUUUGGUCAUGACUGGGACCCAACUUGUAUGAAAAUGGAUGAGGUGCUGUAUAGUAUUGCUGAGAAGGUGAAAAAUUUUGCUGUUAUUUAUCUUGUGGAUAUCACAGAGGUACCAGAUUUCAACAAGAUGUAUGAAUUGUAUGAUCCCUGUACAGUUAUGUUUUUCUUCAGGAACAAGCACAUUAUGAUUGAUCUGGGCACUGGUAACAACAAUAAAAUUAAUUGGCCUAUGGAAGACAAACAGGAAAUGAUUGACAUUGUGGAGACAGUUUAUAGAGGAGCUCGUAAAGGAAGAGGUCUUGUAGUUUCUCCGAAAGAUUAUUCUACAAAAUACAGAUAUUGAAGUGUCCAUGUUUCCUCAGUCAGUAACUUCCAAUGUGCUUCAGUGUGGAAUAACAUAAAUGGAUAUCAGCAUAUUUGCAAAAUUUCAUAUUUAUAUAAACGCUUGGAUU